Messenger RNA from Leucoraja erinaceus (little skate), 1140 nucleotides. Its product is annotated as regulator of G-protein signaling 9-binding protein B-like. NCBI's taxonomy places the organism in Eukaryota, Metazoa, Chordata, Chondrichthyes, Rajiformes, Rajidae. Gene Ontology annotation, biological process: G protein-coupled receptor signaling pathway. Gene Ontology annotation, cellular component: neuron projection. Bases 72 to 827 code for a protein of 251 amino acids. The transcript has a single exon. The record is from RefSeq and is a predicted model, not a curated record.
AGAAAGGUUAGAUUAGAUGUGUCCUCGUUUGCUGUUUCUCUGCGGCCGGUAGACAGAAGCGCCUCUUCCAAAUGCCUAUCCAAAACAUCCGAGUGGCGGAUGAAGCGACGGCUGCCUGCGCCAGGGCGGGAGACGAGUGCAAGGCGCUGGUGGGCUCGUUGAACAAGCUGACCGGCUGCUACCGGCACCUGGCCACGGGGAUCGGGGGCUCGUCCGACUCGCCGGAGCUGCGGGACGAGUUGAGGAAGACCAGGGAGAGGACACAGGACCUGGCCGUGGCGGUGAGGAACAAACUGACGGCGGUUCUGCGGGACAAGGCGCUGGCCGGGGAGGAGAGGGCGGAGAUGGAGAGACUGUGGGUCAUCUUCUGCUCCAGCCUGGAGCUGUUCCAGGUGGACAUGUCUAAAGUGCUGGAGCUGGGGCUGGGCUUCCCCCUGGUCCGUACCGGGGUGUCGGGAGACGCCUCGGGUGUUGCAGCCCGGGCGCUGAGCGUCCAGGACAUGUCCCACCGCGGCUCCACGGACCCUCGCAGUCGCAGCUGCAGUUGCAGCCCCGCGGCGGCGGAGCAAGAGGAGCUGAGGGAGCAGAUCGACAAGGUGGACAGGAUGGUGGAGAACAUGGAGAUGAAGGUCAACGUCCUCCGCUGGACGGUGGAGUCCAAGGGGGACGCCUCCUACCUGUCGGCGCUCAGCAACGACGCCUCGUCCGUGGCCCUGCUCUCGGUGGACGAGGAGAGCCGGGGCUGGUGGUGCUGUGGCCGGGGCAGGUGCCUCGGCUCCAUCCUGUUCUGCACCGCUGCCCUCGCCGCUGUGGUACUCUCGCUCUGAGUCGCCGUGAGUCGCCCGAUGUCGCCGUGAGUCGCCCGCUGUCGCCGUCAGUCGCCCGCCGCUCGCCGACUCCUCGCCUUUGACUCUCUUGAACGUGGAUAAACUUUAUUUCCCAUUUGAGAGAAGGGAAGAUUCAAACAAGAGGACAUGAUUUGAGAAUUAAGGAACAAAAGUUUAGGGGUAACAUGAGGGGGAACCUCUUUACUCAUAGAGAGUGGUAGCCGUGUGGAAUGAGCUUCCAGUGGAAGGGGUGGAGGCAGGUUCGAUUUUAUCAUUUAAAAAUAAAUUGGAUAGGCAUAUGGACGGGAAAGGA